CCUGUUGCAUGUAAUCAAAGAGGCCAUGGUAAAAAAACUAAACAUAAUAUAAGGAGGUUGAUGUUGCAAACCUUGUAUAAUAAGUACUCAUGUACUUUGAAGAAACCAACCAAAUUAAAGUGUGUUGUAGCUGUGGUCUCUGGCUAGCAUGGGUCAUCAUAAAAGCACUAUAAAUCUUUCACAAAUUAGAAAGAACAUCCUCUUGUGAUAAUGGCAAUGAUUUCAUCCUUUAAGAACUAGUGCUCAGCCAAGCAAGCAACCAAAACAAAGCAAAAAUGUCAGCAGCAAAAUCUGAGUUGGUAGAGAAGGCAAGCAUAAACGUAGAAAGUAAUGAUCAAUCAUCUCCACCUGCUCCUGCAAGCCUUGGGAAGAUGGUGGCUUCAGAGCUGAGAAUUCAACGAGGAAUAGCCCUUCCAAUGGUGGCCAUGAACCUUGCCUGGUUUGCCAAGACAGCCAUCACAACAGCAUUUCUAGGCCGCCUGGGCGGGCUCAGCUUAGCCGGCGGUGCCCUGGGCUUCACUUUCGCCAACGUAACCGGCUUCUCUGUCCUGAACGGCCUGUGUGGCGCCAUGGAACCUAUCUGUGGACAAGCUCACGGUGCUAGAAACUUCAAACUCCUCCACAAGACCCUUCUUAUGACAAUCAUAUUGCUCCUCUUGGUAACAAUUCCCAUCACUUUCCUAUGGCUCAACGUUGACAAAAUCUUAAUUCACUUCGGGCAGCACCAAGAUAUUUCAACGGUGGCCAAAACCUACAUCUCAUAUCUUAUACCAGAUUUGUUUGUCACCUCGCUCUUCUGCCCCUUAAAAUCCUACUUGAGCUCCCAAAGCAUAACACUCCCAACCAUGUUCAGUUCAGCCGUGGCACUUGCUUUCCACAUACCAAUCAACAUAGUACUCUCAAAAACCAUGGGCCUUGGGGGGGUUUCCAUGGCGGUUUGGAUAACCGAUCUUAUAGUGGUGGUUCUGCUGGCAAUUUACGUAGCCAUUCUUGAGAACAGAAAGGGAAGCAUGUGGAAGGAAGGGGGGUGGUGGGAUCAGAGCAUACAAGAUUGGAUUAGGCUUUUGAAGCUGUGUGGAUCAUGCUGCCUCAACACAUGCUUGGAAUGGUGGUGCUAUGAGAUUCUCAUCUUGCUUACCGGCCACCUCACUGACGCUAAAGACUCACUCGGAAUUCUCACCAUUGUUCUCAACUUCGACUAUCUGCUUUUCUCCGUCAUGCUGUCCCUGGCCACCUGUGUCUCCACCCGAGUCUCCAACGAGCUCGGGGCCAACCACGCCGUCCCCGCGUACCGGGCGGCGUGUGUUUCUUUGGGAUUGGGGUGUGCCUGCGGGUGCAUAGGGAGCUUGGUGAUGGUGGGGGCAAGGGGAGCCUGGGGGCCUCUGUUUAGCCAUGAAAGGGGAAUCAUAACAGGGGUAAAAAGGACAAUGCUGCUGAUGGCUCUUGUGGAAGUGUUUAAUUUUCCGGUGGCGGUUUGUGGAGGCAUACUUAGAGGGACAGCUAGACCAUGGUUGGGCAUGUAUGCUAAUUUGGGUGGAUUUUACUUCCUUACCCUGCCCCUUGGUGUGCUUUUUGCAUUCAAGCUUCACCUUGGGCUUAUUGGGCUCUUUAUUGGUCUUAUUGCUGGUAUUGUUAUUUGCUUGUUGCUGCUGCUCAUGUUUAUUGCAAGGAUUAACUGGGAAGUGGAAGCUUCUAAGGCACAGCAACUGGCCACAAAAUAUGAUUCUCAAGAACCAAUUCAAAACCAUCAUGUCUAACAAAAUUUCAGGACUCUGUUUCUCAAAACAACAAUCAGUUUAAAAAACAUAUAGGAAAUGUAUGUUAUGUAGCGCUUGUGUUUCUAAUUUUAAGAAACAAAAGGGCAGCUACUAAUUAAGUGACUGGAAGCAUAAUUCCGGAUUAUGUUUGUUC
Molecule: messenger RNA, 1911 nt
Organism: Arachis stenosperma
Lineage: Eukaryota; Viridiplantae; Streptophyta; Magnoliopsida; Fabales; Fabaceae
Product: protein DETOXIFICATION 56-like
Exons: 1
Coding region: 276-1757 (493 amino acids)
Biological process (GO): xenobiotic detoxification by transmembrane export across the plasma membrane
Cellular component (GO): membrane
Molecular function (GO): xenobiotic transmembrane transporter activity; antiporter activity
Source: RefSeq, a predicted model, not a curated record